AUGUUUUCGUCAACACUUGCACGUCGUUCGUCGGCAGCAUUGACAUCAACUGUUUGGUCUAACAAAGUUUCCGCUUUACCAGCAGUUAAUGUUGUAGCAAGGCAAUGCUUCGACGACUUCAAACAACAACCACAAGUUCGUACGAUGGUGACAAAGAAGCGUGUGCAUAGACAGGAGAAGCGACAGAGGAAGGAGGAUCUAGCUGCUCAAGGUGUUUCCACCCCUAAGCCACACAUGUAUAUGCCUGUGGAUACACCAGUGAUCAAUGCAGUUUCAAGAGAAGAACGAGAUGCUGAAUCCAAGCGCUCCGACGAAUUGGCAGCGCAGGAAUUGAAAGAAAGGAUGGAAGUUGUGAAGGAGCCUCUUUUGCGUUUUGGUUUCAGUGAGGACAAUUUGAAAAUGAGCGAUCGUGUGAAGAAAUUGUUUGAUCUUCAAAAUGGUAACCAACAAGAAGUCAUUAAGGCUCAGAAGAAGCGAGGAAUGGAACUCUUCCAAAUGCGCGAAGGUGACACAGGAUCAAGUGGUGUUCAAGUAAUUGCUUUGACGACCCGAAUUCAACAGAUCCAAACACACUUGAGACAACACAAGAAGGACAAGCAUUCCAAACGUGGGCUAGAUGCUCUCUACGUAAGACGCCGCAAGCUGCUGGAUUACAUGGAACGGAAGGACUUUGAGUCGUAUAGAAAGGUUGUCAAGACUUUGGGAUUGAUUCACUAG
This is a messenger RNA of Cylindrotheca closterium, 717 nucleotides long. The record is from the annotation of a GenBank genome assembly. Lineage: Eukaryota; Bacillariophyta; Bacillariophyceae; Bacillariales; Bacillariaceae.